UGAGGGUUUGAAGAAGAAUGGAUACAGGCAAAUGUUCAAGGUGUAAAGACAACGAAGCCACAGUUCUUUCCAGGAGGGAACUGUUCUGUCAAGACUGCUUUAUAAGGUUUAUCUGCGGUAAGCAGAGGAAGCACAUGGGCAGUGAUAGGUAUAAAGUCAAGUUUAGUGACGAUGUCAAGAGGGAGAAAGUUAUAUUACCUAUGUCGUACGGUAAAAGCUCAUUAGUGUUGCUCGAUAUAUUAAUAUCGAUGUUUGAAGAGCAGACGAAGAAUCCUAGGGCCAAAAUUGGCUUUGAGGUUGAUGUUGUACACAUUAACGAUUCUAAAGUGAUUAGUUAUCAAAACGAGGUAGGGUCAGUCUUGAGAAAGUUGAAGAACCACUACGCUCUUGAAAAGUAUCCGAUCACUUUUACUGAUGUGGGCAUUGAAAGCAUCCUUAAUACGGGAGAUGUAUCUAGCUUGACUCUUCACAAGGACUUCACAUCGACCUCAACAAGAGGCAGUUCUUCAGUCACCAUGGAUGAUAUCUUCGAAGGAUGCCCAAAUAGAGCUUCAAAGAAGGAUAUUCUAGAUGUUAUUGUUAAGCAGCUAAUUGAGAGAUAUGCCGUGGCAAAAGGUGCGACUUCCAUCUUGUGGGCGCAUAGCAUGACCUCUUUGGCCGAUGAAGUCAUAGCAUUGACAGUUAAAGGACGUGGCUCGGAGAUUUUCAAACAACUCACAGAUGGCGUGGUUCCCUUUGGAGAAUCAGAGAUUGAUGUUGUACAUCCAUUAAGGGACUGCUCACUAGGUGAAAUUGAGAAGUUUGUCCAAAUGAAAGGUUUAGAGGAGUUCUUACUAGUGCCAUCAGAUUCACCGGAAAGAAUGAUGAAUAAACAAAAAACCAUAAACGAGGUUGUGGAAAAUUACUUCAAAACUGUUGAUAGCUCAGAUGAUAAUAUUGUGUCAACCGUGGUGAAGACCGGUGCUAAGCUGGGAGAGCCUAGAAACUUUGAUGGUAAAGUCUGUUCCAUUUGUAAUGGGAAGAUAUACAACGAUCCAAUGAAUUGGCUAAAGAACAUCACACAUCAUAGUAACCUACCACCGGAGACAGAGGUUGAGAAGGAGUCAUUGAGAGAGUGGUUAGAUAUGAACACACAGACUGGGAUAACUGACCAAGAAUCUGCAUCAACCAACGAAAUUGACCUCUGUUAUGGAUGUGCCGUUACAGUGGGUGGAUUCAAACAGGGUAAGAUCGAAUGGCCUGUAAGAAGAGAUGCGAAACACGAGGUUGAGGCCAUUUUAAGCGAGUUUAUCAUAGAUGAGGAAUAAAU
Molecule: messenger RNA, 1309 nt
Organism: Williopsis jadinii
Lineage: Eukaryota; Fungi; Ascomycota; Saccharomycetes; Phaffomycetales; Wickerhamomycetaceae
Gene: NCS2
Product: Ncs2p
Exons: 1
Coding region: 18-1307 (429 amino acids)
Biological process (GO): tRNA wobble position uridine thiolation
Cellular component (GO): cytosol
Molecular function (GO): tRNA binding; sulfurtransferase activity
Source: RefSeq, a predicted model, not a curated record